AUGGCCUUCGACGUGGCCGCCGUCGUGGACGCUGACUUUGACCGAAUGCUCAAGUACACCGACGAGACAGGAGGGACGCUCGCAGCACCGCUCGUCCUCGCAACCUGGCCAACUUCCUCCCCGGAUGAAACGGCCCGUCGAAACGAGUGGAGCAUUGGGCAGCAACGAUGGCAGUUUCACAAUGAUCCAACCACGCGAUUUAUGAAAGUCGAGGACGCCAACACAGGCGAGAUUGUGUCGUUGGCACGCUGGCAUAGAUACUCCGAUGGGUAUCCCCUCGAGGACAAGUAUACCGAGAUCGAUGUCUUCGCCCCGCCCGGGAGCUCCCCGAAAUUCCCCCAAGGCUUGAACGGACUGCUUCACGCCGGGCUUCUCGAAGCAUUGCUCGACCGCCGCCCUGAUUAUAUCAAUCGCGGUGUUGCGUGGGUGCUGACCACGCUGGUUACAAGAACUGACUUGCGAAGACGAGGUGCGGGCGGCAUGCUCCUGCAAUGGGGCAUAGAACAGGCCAAGAAGGAAGGAGCACCUGCGUAUCUCGAAGCCGUACCCGCAGCCAUGUCGACUUAUAGCAGCCAUGGGUUCAAGCACAUUGAGGAUUUGACGAUUAAUUGUCGAGACUGGGGCAUGGAUGCUGACUUUGUGCUGGCGGUCAUGCGGAAAGAUCCGUAG
Exophiala spinifera is the source of this 669-nucleotide messenger RNA. RefSeq lists its product as uncharacterized. Lineage: Eukaryota; Fungi; Ascomycota; Eurotiomycetes; Chaetothyriales; Herpotrichiellaceae. The record is from RefSeq and is a predicted model, not a curated record. The transcript has 2 exons. The coding region runs from base 1 to 669 and encodes 222 amino acids. Gene Ontology annotation, molecular function: acyltransferase activity, transferring groups other than amino-acyl groups.